Messenger RNA from Ectocarpus sp. CCAP 1310/34, 1247 nucleotides. The record is from the annotation of a GenBank genome assembly. Lineage: Eukaryota; Phaeophyceae; Ectocarpales; Ectocarpaceae.
ACUUCUAUCCUUGUCCCUUCGGCUCUCACCCGAGAUCCAACUCUGUCAACCUUUGUCUGUCCGGUGCUUUCUACGCAUCGUCCAUACCCACGACCGUUGCUCACGGAGGCCUCUUGUACCUUACAAGAGUCGAGGAUUCACACCCUCCUGCGGUGCUUGUCUGAGAGCCAACCUAUACCUGGCGUCAGCGGCAGGAUCUUUUCUGGUGAACCUCUCAGAUUUGCGCUGCAGUGUCCUCCAUAUCCCACCAUGUCCAACCCCGGGGUCGAAGAAACGAAAAUGAACCACCCCGAGGGUGGAUCUUCCACGGGCGAGGGCGGCCUUCCGCCCGCUCCUGCCCCCACCCCUGCUCCUGCUGCCGCGCAGGAGACUCAAUCCCCUGUCUCGCCCUCCAGCGACUCAGUCAACGUCGGCCACCAGCUGCGUGGCGACGCUCUCGAGACGCACCAGGAGCAGCUCGCGCUCGCUGCGUCUCGCGAGCCCGCCGCCGCCGCCGCCAUGGAUAUCGACGACGACCUCGUCUCUCACCCUAGCGUCGCCAACUCCCACCCCGUCACCGAGACCCCUCCCCCUGGCGCCUCCGUCCUCGACGCAACGAUCGCGAGCCUCACCCGCUACAUCGAGAACGAGUCAGAAAAGCUCGCCCGGGGAGACAUCACGGAGCUGAGCCUUCACACCAUGGAAGUUAUGGAUAAGGUGUACAACGCGAUCCAGCUCCGGAACGCCGCCGGAAUUGUCCCCGCGCGUCGAUCUGACUCGGGCUCCGGUUCUGGCUCUGGUGGUGGGUCGGUCUCUGGGGGUCGCUCUGGUUCCGGUGGCCGCGGAGGAGGCAACUCCAACCGCAACCGCCGCAGCAAGGGCAAAACCCCCGCCGCUCCCCGGCCCCGCUGUACCUACUCGAAGUGCAAGAAGCCCCUCGGACACACAUUCGAGACGUGCUUCCAGCGCCAGCGGGACGAGCGGGACGAGGACUCCGGCAACGGAGGCAGCAGCGGGGGCGGCUCCGGCGGCGGAGGGGGAGGCAAGCGCGCCAAGAAUCCGUCCACCUCCAACAACUAGGGAUGCCCUGCUGCUGCUGCGCCUGUACUAGUAGGGAAUUGUUCUGGUGUUGCCAGUAGAGGCGUGAAGAGGAAACUCUCCACGUCCGUAACUGUGUCUGUCUCUACCCCCGACUUUCUUGUCCCCCGUGUCCCUGUCCGUCAUGGUAACUAUGUAGUGCCUAGAGUCCGCGCCCGUCCUCACGGUAC